AGUAUUGUUAAGACCAAGAAGUGACUCGUGUGAGAUCAGUUUAUAAAAGUUUGUUGAGUGGUCAAGACGUUUGCGAGUCUUGCUGACGAAACGAGAGUUCGAUAUACGGUAUUUUAAUUCGGUGAUUUUACGUGGUGUUCCGGUAGUAGUGAUGCGAUGGGGUAUUUCGCUGGUAAGAAUUCCUCGCAGUGGGAUAGUGAUCUUAAGCCACUACAGCCCAAAUUUUACUAUUCUUCAGUGUACAAGAACCUCUGUUUGUUAAGUGCUAUUUUUGCGUUUAGUGUUGGACUUACUAUUGGUAUUCUUAUUCCACUUAUGUACUUUAAAAACCCUAAUACCAACCAGACUGAAACUGCAAUUUCGAAGCACACGAUUGCGAAUUCUUCAGUGAUUCGGACUAUAUUCUUAAAUAACAGUUAUGGCUACAAAAAUCACACGAAAAAUCGGUUUUCUUCAGUUACUUUCAUCGACAACUUCAAGGAAACCAAAACCAAAGAAGAAUUUGUCGAAAACGGCAUAUAUUGGGGUAAACGAGUGGAAAGAGCGAUACCUGAAGGCUACAAGGACAAGAAACACGAACUUUGGGAAGAUUAUGUCAAAAAUGCAGUUGCUAUCAAAAUGGAAAAUGGUUGUGGAAGGAUGCAAAACCGUUUAGUUACAUUCCAAGACGGUUUAAAAGGUUGUGUGCGCUACAGACAAAACACAGAUCAGAUACAAGGUGAACUGUUUAGUUUCUAUCUAGCUAAAAUACUAAAUUUACCGAAUCUUGCACCUAGUACUGUUAGUGUGGUUGAUCUAAAGACUCCUCUAUGGCAAAAUCUUCGAAGUGAAAUAGCUUCUGCACAAUGGAAUUCAAAUAGACCGAUAGUUAUGACUCAGUUCAUAGCAAAUCUCAACUCAGCCAACAUCCCUAACGUAUUUAAACCAGUUGAAAGACACUUAAACAUAUAUGAUGUAUUAAAUAUGACGAAAAAUGAAGUUUUGGACGAUACCGACUUGACUAAGAACCUUGUGGAGCUGGCACAAUGGUCCGAUUUGAUAAUAUUCGAUUACUUGACUGCUAAUUUGGACAGGAUAGUCAAUAAUCUUUACAACUAUCAAUGGAAUGCCAACAUAAUGGAAGCGCCUGCGCAUAACCUCGCUAGAAAAUCUGACAGUGAUUUAUUGGUGUUUUUGGACAAUGAAUCAGGCCUUUUACAUGGCUACAGAUUACUUAAAAAAUACGAGAUAUACCACUCUAUACUUUUAGAGAAUUUGUGCUUGUUUAGGCGACAGACUGUUGAUAUCAUUAAGAAGUUAAAAAAUAAGGGUAACAUUGGACACUUGUUGCGUGAUAUGUUUGAAAAAUUGAACAGUGAAUCGGUGAAGGAUAUUUUGCCAACGAUACCAGACAAGAGUGUAAAAAUUCUGAAUGACAGAAUUGACAGAGUGUACAACCAAAUUUCCAAAUGUGAAUCAGUAUUCGCUAAGAGCUAGUCCACGCGAAAUUGUAGGUUUUAUUGAAUUUUUUUCUAAUACUUAUUUAUCUGAAACUUCCAAAAUACCUAUCAACAAAACUUGUAUUUAUCAUAAAUAGUAGAUUAUAAUAAAAAGUGUAUGAAAGUAUAAUGAAAAGAUCUGCCCUUCUCAGCAAUGUUUGGAAGUUUUAGAUACAUAAAAUAACUGAUAUAUUUUUGUGACAUUGUGAUUAAUUUUUUUCAGUAAUUGCUUAUCUUAUAUUUAAAACUUUAUUCUAGUACUUAUUGUGUCAAUUUGUUGAAACCGUUCUAAAAAUGUCUCGUCUUAUUGUCACAACUUUCGAAAUUUUUCACAAAUUAGGUCUGCCAGAAGGUUGUUGAAGAUUAUUAAAUACAUUGUUUUUUAUGUUAUAAACUCUAUUUGAGGUUUUCUGUCAUUUAUGGUUUUUAAGAACUUCUAAAUUCUACUGUUUAUAAUAUGUCUAAAAUACAAGACAAUUACCACUUCAUUAGUUUUAUGGAUUAUUGGAUUAUUUUAUGGAUAUCUAAAUAUGCCUACUUGAUUUUAUAGACAUACCUAGUUAAUUUUAUAGACCUAUUUGCUUUAUAAUUUGUCGAAUAAACAUUUGAAACAGGAAAUAUUAAUAAGAAAAUCCCUCCAAAUGUAGGUAAACAAAUUACUUCUUAUGUGCUUCUUUCAAUAUUUCUCAAACAAGUAAAUAUUUAUAUUUAUUAUUAUUUUCGUAUUCGUAUCGAAAUGUUAAUCUUUUCUGAUUUGAUACUUCAGGUCAAUUUUCUUUUCUCGUGACGUUGUUUGACUACGUCCUUGUUGUGCACCUCUUUUACUUUUCACGAUAUUGUUUCUCUUAUUAUAAAGUACAGAGAAAUAAAAUCUACACACUCUUCGUUGUAGGAACUAUUUUUAUCUAAUUCGGGUUUGGUAUUUGCUAGUAUCAGCCAACAAAGUUAAAAUAGCGAUGAUGAUUUCCAACCUCCGCUAGGAGAAGGAACCCGAAGAAGAAGAAGUAUCAGCUUCAACAAUUUCAUCAUGAAUCUCUUUCUUAUAUCUGACAACAAAAACCAAUCAUUUUUAGAUAAUUAUUUCGUAUACAAAAGUUAACAUGAAUUUAGUAAUCUUUUAUGUUCUUAGUAUAGUAGCUUUCUUGUGAUCUUGUUUUACAUAUUUAACAUUGUCCAAAUUCUUCUAUUGAUUAACUUACGAUAAUUGCUCAACAAAUCUGAGCUUAUUGAUAUUAUUGACUACUAGGUACUAUAACUUCGACUUGAUUUAUAUAAAGCGGUUGUUCGAGUUUUUCACUAGUCUUUACCAUUUUUCUUGAUAGUUUUCACGUAGUUUGUAGUUUCUACUAGAAAAAUUAUAUCCAUCUUGUACUCGUAGUUCGUGUACAUCCUAAUUUAUUUUUAUGUUAAACGUCUCAAAAAGAAUUUCCAUCAUAGUUAUGACUUCUGAGUAUUCAAAUACUAGAAGGAAAAAUGUUAAUAGAAUAUAUCUUUCUAACACUUGCAUUGCUUUAUUUCCCAAAAUAUAACAAAGAAGAGUUUCACAAAAUGUUUUGGUAAAGUUUAGAAUAAGAUUGAGCUUUUGGUAACUAGAUGAAAAGUUAUAAAUGAUAAGAAAGUCAAUAAUAUUUUUGUUAUGAUUUUUUUUCUAUAGGUAAAUAAACAUUUUACGACUUUUGCAAGAAAUGUUUCAUAAAUAUGAAAUUUUUGCAAAAACCGAAAUACUUUUAUUUACGACAAAAUUAGAAGAUAUGUGAGAUUUAAGACUUUAGAGACGUCAAGAACGCCAACAUUUUCUCUGAUUAUAUCUAAGAUUAUUCUUUAUUUAUUUCUAUGAAAUGAAUGUUGUUUUCUAAAUAAUAAGCAAGUAUUUACAAUUAAUAUCUUAAUGAUGUGUCAUAUAUUAUCAAUUGCUCUAGCAGCCGUAGUGUAUAAAUUUAAACAAAGUACAAAUUUAGACAUUUACGAGAACAAUUUAAGUUUAAUAAUUUAUCUUGUCCGUUUUUUUUUUAAAUCUUAAUUCUAAAUUUCUUCUUUUUGCCAUCAUUUGACAUGAAUGUAAUAUAUUCCUUUGUAGAUUUCAAAGGAGUGAUUUGGCCUAAUAUCAAUCCACUUUACAAUCUGAAAGAUUGUUUGUGUAUAGAAAUAUUUCUCGCUAAAAUUAUUUGAUUUUGAUCGAGAUAUUUAUGAUUUUUAGGUCAUUCCUAAAAACUAUUAAGCUAAAUGGACAUAAAAGUCUUCCACAUAGGUAAUUUAUCAACUCUCCUGGUACUACUCAUUAUCUUUUAUAUGUUUAGUUAACAGAACUAUAUUAAAUAUCAUUUAAAAUUUUUAAAUUUUAACUAGAAAUUUCCUCAUUUUUUGAGGUGACAUGAAUAUAUCCUACCCAAUUUGUUCAAGUUUGGUUUAGUCAAUAAACUUAUUUCUUUUCAAAAUUUCUGUCUCAAAACGCUUUGAGGUAAAUGACGUACACGUAUCUAUAACAUUACUUUUUCAUUUCGAGUUAGUGUAGUUUUUAAAAUAUCUAAUAAUACAUUUUAACUAUGACUUGAUAUUGUUAGAACCUUUUUUUUGUUUUAGACAAGGCGAAAAAUUUGGUUUUGUUCGGAAAAAUAUUUUCAUGAGAUUUUUACAUAUUCAGUUUCCUGAAAUAUCUCAAAAUAAGAUUCAAUAGGUCGCCUAGGCGAAAAGUUUUUUGUAAACAAUUUUUUUUAAACAAAUUUUAACAAUAAAUUUUUUUGACCUGGAUAUUUAUUUUUUGAUAAUUAUGAACAAAAAUGGUCUUUUGUAAGUUUUCUAUAACUUGUUGAAACUCAAAAACACAAAUAAAAAUAUUAUUUUUGAAAUCAUCAAGACCUUUUUCUAUCAGCUUCCGAUGAAAAUUCUGGACUUAUUUUAUUUUAAAUCAUUGUUUUUUACCCAGCAAACUACCAAAAACAUUUAUGCACAGAUCUUUUUCGUCUCUCUUAUACACGCCGGAUCUCGAGCGCCCGACCUAUCAUACGAUAGAACGAGGCUUAAACUUGAAUUUAUGUCAUUGGUGAAUUCAAAAAUAAUAUUUUUUACUCGUGUUUUUGAGCCUUGAAAAUCGUAAAUUUGUAAUUUUUUCAGUCUUCAAUUGUUUAUAACUUGAGAACGAUCAAGUUUACAAAAAAAUACAAGACAUCUAUUUUGUUUAGAACGGUACAAAAAUUUAAAAAAUUGCCCGGACCGAAAAAAUUGAUUGUUACAAUUUGUUUAAAAAUAAUGUUUUUUUUAAUUUGAUUUAAUUUUUUUAAACAACUUUUCGCCUGGGCGGCCACUUAAAAUUUAUUUUGCGGUAUCUCAUAAAAGUGAUUAUGCAAAAAAUUAUCAUGGGAAUAUUUUUAAGAGCGAACCUGAGCUUUUUGCAUUGUCUAUUAAAUAGAUACCCAUUUGCCGAUUGGAUAGCCGAAAUCAAUUAUACAUUACUUAAAUAUUUUUAUUGCUAUUAACGAGUAAAACGGUGCCUAAGUUACUAUUUUUUAAUUAUUAUUUUCCGGUUUUAGAUACUUGGAAAUAAUAAAUAGAAAUAAUAAAACUAGAGAACACCUAUGAAUAACUGUUCUGAUGAGACCUAUUAGGCCGAAAUAUGUAUCAACCGAUACAUUGGAGUUGUUUGCGUGAAAUCAAAUAUUUGCUGUCUUUUUCAAUAAAACUAGAGUUGAUAAUCAUCCUAUUCACAUAAAACAAAUAUUCCGCUGAUAAAGCGGCUGUUGUGCAAAUUCUAUAUAAUUUUAUGGCAUAUACCUUGUUGAUUUAGCCAGCUGAAAUCACCAAGAAUGUGAUAUAACCAGUCUAAUACC
Molecule: messenger RNA, 5302 nt
Organism: Diabrotica balteata
Lineage: Eukaryota; Metazoa; Arthropoda; Insecta; Coleoptera; Chrysomelidae
Source: the annotation of a GenBank genome assembly